AGAAGCAGACUCUGGCACUGCAGGCAGAGACCCGACGAACUGGUGGCGUAGAUCCAACCUAAAACCGCGGUCACGUCCUAUCGUCCGAGCACACCAGUGGAUCGCCGACCUAGAGUCCACAGGCUGAUUGGUUACAACCAUCGGGCGCAUAGCACAGUACGAAACAAUCAGAGUACAACACGCGCAACACUAUGACCCCAGCUUGUUACCACUUGGUGAAGUGGGAGUCGUCGACGCGCCAUCGUGUCUUGGCCUGAUCCACCACCGUUACAGAACCCUGCACGGCGAUGCGAGGCGCCAGAGACAUCCACGACCACCCGGCGAUGCAUGGUUGACACAGACAUACGCUGUUCCUUAAACAAAUAAGCGUUUGCGGUCCACAUUGUAUGACAGGGUAGGGUGGCGGCGCAAGGGAGUGAGUGACUAAACUGAUGAGAGAGGGGCGACGCGGGCAGAGGAGAGGACCAGGCGAGUUAGAGAGGGACGGCGCAGGUGCGCGGCAAAACGGAAAGCGCCAGUGAGGGAGCGACGUCUCGGUGCAGGGAGGGACGCCAAUAAAAGAAAGGGUGUCGUGUUGACGGAGAGAGGGACGAAGGGCAAUGCGGGUAAGGAAGGACGAGGCAAGAACAAGAGGGACCGCUGGUGUAGGAUUUAGGGGCGCGAACGAGAGAAAAGAAACGAAGGCGUAGAGACAGGAAAAGUGCGGACAAGGGGGAUUACGCGAGCAACAUAGGGCGAUAUAAGUGGCGCGGGUAGGUGAAGGACGCGAUUGAUGCAGGGAGGACGCAGGUGUGAGAGGGGUGCGAACGAGAGAGGGACGAUGCGAGGGAGAGGUUGUCGGUUCCCCCUCUUGCUUGACUCAGCUCCACCUCUUACAUUCCCUACCCUCCCCUCUUCCUCGCCGCGGCUCCCCCUCACACGUGCCCAAGCUUCCCCUCUUACCUGACUCACCUCCCCCUUCUACUCGCUGAAACUCCCCCUCAUGCUCCCAUCCACUGAUCCCCUUCUCACUGGCCUAUGGCCCCCUCUCACCUGCCUCUGCACGCCCUCCUGUUUGCCUCUGCCCCCCUCCCCCUUGCCUCUUCUCCCUGUCCCACCUACCUGUAAGGUCGGCACCUAUCCUGACAGUGAAAUCCGCAGGAGUGUCAUGGAGGGCACUGGCGACACCACCCUCCACCGAGGACGCCGGCACUGCAGGGGGGCAGACAGAGGGUCUCACCGCAAUGCGGCGGCCUGCGCACUCCUACAUGACAGCGCGUACCUCACCGAGCGCAGGCAGGUGCGAAGGCGCACCGGCCAGCCACCUGUUGUGCACUAUCCACUGUGAACGUGGACAUUGGACGAAUUCGACCGGCAAGAUCCUAAACAGUUCACCAUGCUAGAUAGGUGGGGGGCAGAGUGGGUUGGUUUCAGGAGGGAGAAAGAGGUGACAAGUGCGAAACACAUGGUGGAGAACGUGAUACAGGUGUGCUGUGGUGGAAACAUUGUCGAGAGUUGCACGGGUCGGCCGUUGCAACCGAAACAUCAUCGUUUUCGUUGCUACAUAGUAUACUCCAGACUCUUGGGAGAGCAUGCCUUUUCCCGGGUACACCUGCCACGGCUCAUAUAUGUGGUCAUUGGAUCUCUAUAUUCUGAACUCGGAAACGAGGGGUAGUAUGAGCAUUGUGAUAAGGAAGACAUUGAUAAGUUUGAGCGCUGGGUUCUGCAGGAGGACAUUGAAUCAGCCUUGGUGUGGGAAGAUAUGAAUAAUUUUUUAG
Messenger RNA from Closterium sp. NIES-67, 1757 nucleotides. The record is from the annotation of a GenBank genome assembly. NCBI's taxonomy places the organism in Eukaryota, Viridiplantae, Streptophyta, Zygnematophyceae, Desmidiales, Closteriaceae.